UCUCUCAAACUCGGCCUCCUCAGAUCAUCCUCUCCUCUUCCUAUCUGCUUACCCAAGCUGCCUCUCACGCUCGUCGACGUGAUGCCACUCGAGAGUAAAUAUGCCCUCCGGGUCUCCUCUAUUCCUGACGAUACUACGAAGGAGCAGUUUGCGGACUUCGUACGAAGCCUCUCUGCUGCGGGGCAGGAUUUCAAGAAAAAGUCCAUGUUCUCUUCUUUAAAGGUCAAACAUUGGAAGAAGAUAGGUCAAGACCAUUUCGGAACACCGACAGAGCCAUCUAGCCCAGUUUCUCCUUCUGCAAAUGGUCAAGAUGAUGCCCCCUUAAUAAGAGGUAUCGAUGACGGGAUUCGUACCUCGUUUGCCGACCAACACGGCCUCAGGGUUGGAACAAUAGCCUUCCCAUCCAAGGAGGCUGCUGAGUUGGUUCUCAAAAGGCAUGAGAAAGCAAGAAAAAGCUCAAACGCUAUGUAUCAGUGGAGGGAUUGGGAUUUGUCGAGCAGCUUCCAGGGAAUCACAGUCCUGUAUGAACCCAAGCAGGAUGAACAACAGGAUCGAGAGGAAAAAGGGAGGGAAAGAAGCGAAGGGGUCGGGAUUAACAUGGACAUCUGUGCCGUUCACGGACUCGGAGGAAACGCCAUCGAUACAUGGAAUGCGUCUGACAAGGGCAUACUGUGGCUCCGGGACUACCUUCCUUCUUCGGAGUAUUUCAGUAACAGCCGAAUCAUGACAUUUGGCUAUGACUCCGACCUGACAGAUCCGGGCACUGUGGCGGGGCUGGAUAACUGGGCAGAGUCUCUAAUUCACUGCCUAAGUGAAGUAAGGGCUUCUAAAGAGGAACGAGCACGCCCAUUACUCCUUGUGUGCCACUCUUUGGGUGGCCUGGUUGCCAAAAAGGCUAUGUCGCAGCUCCCAACAUCCAGCAUCAGAGGCAUCACUUUGUCUCAAUGUGGACUGGUCUUUCUGGCAACCCCACACACUGGCACCACCAAGGCAGACUGGAGCAACUUUAUAGUGGCGGCUGCCGGGACUGUGGCUGGUGUGAGGCCAGAAGUUGUUUCGCAUCUUCAAUCGUUCAACCCUGCCUCUGUGUGGGAUAAGAAGGCUUUUCUCAAGCUGACACCGCGCCCCCCAUUUCGGUGCUUUGCCGAAGGUCGCAGGAAGCUCAUCAGGGGCACUUAUCAACACGUUGUCACACAAGGCUCGGCAUCUUUGGACCCUGAAAAUCCUGCCCUCAUGAUCCCACAGGAUCACAGUGGAAUCUGCAAGUUUAGCACGAAGUUCGGGACCUACAUUACAAUCAGCUCUGCUCUGAACCAAGUGUUUUUCGAGGUCACUGGAAGACUGGAGCCCGAGCAGGGACAUGAACGACGUAUGUUUGGCCAUCCUCGUUUUCUUGCCUGUGCGUACCCACCAUACAAGAAAUUUUGGUGGGAAGGCAGUGAGAUGAAUGAGAUUCAGUAUCGCCUUACCCUCCAAACGCCGCUGGUCGGGCGGAAUGAAGAGAUGGGCGAGCUCGAGAAGGCGGUAGCUCAACCCCCGGCACGUCCGAAGCUAACAGUGGUAAAGGGCAUCGCGGGGAUCGGUAAGACUGAACUUCUGAUGAGAUUCACAGCAAAGCAUAGAUAUCGCCGAAAUAUCUUCUUCCUCAGAGCCCACAACUCCAAGAAGCUUGAGGAUGCCCUAGCCGCUGUUUGCCACAGCAUCGGGUUUGACAUGAUUGAGAACCCCAAUAUCAACUGGGAGCGUUGGCGACGGACUGAGACCCCCGAAAGAAUUCAAAUCUUUGUCGACUGGUUGGGAAAGGACUUUAACAAGGAUUCGCUCCUCAUCAUGGACGAUGCAGAGAUAUUUGGGGCAGCAAGCAUUCAAGCCGCCCUCAAGUAUCCAGCAUGGCACAUCGUCAUGUCGACCAGAGACUCGAACCUCAAGGGGCCUGGGAGAGAGUCUCAGGAUCUUCGAUUGGCGCCUCUGACAGUCAACGACACGGCCUUGCUACUGCAAACUUCAUUACACAGCUUGUCGCCAGAGGAUUCGCAGCUUUUAGACGAGCAAGACUUCCAACGUUUGUCAAGAGCUAUCCAAGGCCAUCCCCUCGCAGCACAAAACGUGAUCCCCUUCCUUCUGGAGUAUCUUGGAACAUUCGACGAUCCGACAGAAGAAUUUGUUCGGAUCCUCGACAAUGGAACUGGCGAAGAGCGGAGAAUCUUUUUCAAGUUUGCGGCCAGAGAUCGAUCACUCUGGGACGCUUUCAACAGUUCCAUCGAGUUAUUGAAACAAAAAGAAGGCUCGGAAAAUGCUGUGAAGCUUUUGCAGAUACUUCCUUAUCUACGCACAGACGACGAUUGCAUUGACUCGUUUCUCAAAACGAGCAAGAAAGGACUCUUGCCAGGGGCAGAUGUUUCAGCCCAUGGCGCAAUUCUUCGGUCAGAGUAUCUCGUAGUUUCCAAAUGGCUUGAGAAGCUUCGAGACGUUUCGCUCUUUGUUUCGAGCGGACCAAGAAGAUCUAAAAGACUUGACAUUCACCCACUCGUUUUGCAGUUCGCGCAGCUGCUGCCUAGCGAUGAAGCCCGAAGACGCCAGAUCAAAGAUAUGUUGCAACUUUUUUACGAGUUCUACCAACGACAAGCGGAGGACCAUGUUGUUCCGCAUGUCAAUCACUGUCUAGACAUCUGUUCCCGCUUCGAAAUCUCAGCGCGAGAUCUGGGUCUCUCGCCCAACGUUAUUUCCUGGCUUGAAACUAUUUCUACAAGGGCGGCUUACCCCACGGAGCCAAGCGCCUCAGCCCAGCAGCUCAACGAUUUUUUCAUGCAGGAAAGCGACUCCAUCAAAGAGAAGACAAAGGAUUUCAUCUUACUAUGUGCAAGGACCCAGAAAAAGCUCAAAGAUGUUGACUUCCAUCUCGGAAACGGUGGUCAAAAUCAGCAACUGGUUCUCAAAUGUGUUGGAGCGUUUAGAGAGCUGAAAGGCUCGUUGAGGCACGACGAUGAAUACUGUGGCUUGCAACCUUCGCCACAGUUGGAAGAUGCCAUUAGCAGUUUGUCUGAGAUGGUGAGAUCGACGAGCAUCUACCCUGAGCUACCCCUGGAGCUGGAUAAAUUUCGAAGGCGUUGUAGGGCCUCGGGGGAGAUGAAUAAUGGCAGCAGGGUUGUGGAGCUUGAUGAGACCUGGCAUUGA
This is a messenger RNA of Fusarium keratoplasticum, 3174 nucleotides long. RefSeq lists its product as uncharacterized. The coding region runs from base 82 to 3174 and encodes 1030 amino acids. The record is from RefSeq and is a predicted model, not a curated record. The transcript is spliced from 7 exons. NCBI's taxonomy places the organism in Eukaryota, Fungi, Ascomycota, Sordariomycetes, Hypocreales, Nectriaceae.